AUGCGACGGGCCGCGUCAGACGACUGGAGAGACAUUGAGGAACGAGACGGUGGAGGCAUUUUCAACGCUGAGAGACGGGGUGAUCCCUCUGAUACUGAUGAUAUUUUCGCUGCUGUCAAAGGAGCCGCGGUCAAGAGAGAACGGUGGGAGGCGAUCGCAAAGGGCGAGAAGACGUUCGUUUCCGUGUUUGAAUUGGAAAGGAAAAUGCUCAUCAUGCCCCGCAUCGUGCACGAGCCAGGCGUGUCGAAACCCACCAAUGGUAGGAUUCUUGGCAAACAGCUCUUUGAUGAUGAAUGCUCGUCGUCGGCAGUGCUUAGCUUCCCAUUAUUUCUGCUUAAAAUCCUCCUACACUACGAUAUCGCGGAUGUAGGAUGGAUUGGAAUUGACCAAUCGUUGUGGCCACCACGGACGGUCGUUGACCAUCCCCAUCCCCUCUUCGUCACACCUCCUUCUCCAUCUAGGCUAUUCAGGAUAUCCCCACCCCUCACCGUCGCCGCCCCCUUCGUCCAAAUAAUCACCGACUUCAGAAACCCGACCAACGUCGGCUUCUACAACCAUGUCCUCGACACUCUCGUCUCUAACAACAGACCAGUGCCGGGACUUAUCAUCCAAGGACUUGAAGGGUUGACGCAUGAUGGCCGCGGUGAUUCACUGGGCACUGUAAGCUAG
Molecule: messenger RNA, 669 nt
Organism: Neurospora tetrasperma FGSC 2508
Lineage: Eukaryota; Fungi; Ascomycota; Sordariomycetes; Sordariales; Sordariaceae
Exons: 2
Coding region: 1-669 (222 amino acids)
Source: RefSeq, a predicted model, not a curated record